Molecule: messenger RNA, 2390 nt
Organism: Hevea brasiliensis (rubber tree)
Lineage: Eukaryota; Viridiplantae; Streptophyta; Magnoliopsida; Malpighiales; Euphorbiaceae
Product: protein SUPPRESSOR OF FRI 4
Exons: 6
Coding region: 184-1338 (384 amino acids)
Cellular component (GO): nucleus
Molecular function (GO): DNA binding
Source: RefSeq, a predicted model, not a curated record
CCGGGUUUUGGGAUUCCUCAACACAAUUGCCGUCAUCAUCAAUCAACUCUAACAGAUCAGAAAACAGAAACCCUAAUCCAACAAUUUCCGAGUUCAGAGACAUCCAAGAAGUAGAAGAAGAAGAAGAAGAAAAGAGAUUUUGAGCUCGCUUGAGGGACAGAAUAAGAGAAGAGAUAGAAAAAAAUGGGAAAGAAGAAGAAGAGAGUAUCUUCAAAAGUGUGGUGCUAUUACUGCGAUCGGGAAUUUGAUGACGAGAAGAUUCUAGUUCAGCAUCAAAAGGCCAAGCACUUCAAGUGCCAUGUCUGUCACAAGAAGCUCUCCACUGCUGGUGGAAUGGCCAUCCAUGUCCUCCAGGUUCACAAAGAGAGCGUCACCAAGGUUCCCAAUGCAAAACCUGGAAGAGAAUCAACUGAUAUUGAAAUAUAUGGAAUGCAAGGGAUCCCACCUGAUAUCUUGGCUGCACACUAUGGAGAAGAAGAAGAAGAGGCUCCAUCAAAAGUUGCCAAAGUGGAUGUUCCAUCUGUUCCGCUUGUUGGUGUAGUGCCAGGAUCAUUGGGUGUUGGAUAUCCUCCACAAACUUUAGGUGCAAUACAGCCAAUUUACAAUUCUGCUGUCCCCGUCCCUCCUGCUGGCUGGCCAGUUCCUUCUCGUCCACAGCCAUGGUUCCCACAACCUCCUGCAGUUUCAAUUCCACCUCCUGCUCCAGUUGGAUAUGCACAGCAGCCAUUGUUCCCAGUGCAAAAUGCAAGGCCCCCUCUGCCCUCAUCUACAGCUCCUGCACUCCAACCUGCACAAGUGGCUCCUCCUGGACUGCCUUCAUCUGCAACACCCAUUCCUGUAUCACAACCAUUAUUUCCUGUUGUUAACAAUAAUUUGCCUCAAAGUUCACCAUUUUCUGCUCCUUUACCUUCAUCAAAUAUUCCAUCAAGCUCCCCUGCAGAAGUUAAAGGUUCUGUGGGUGUGCAUUCAGGAGCUAACAGUUCUCUGACAAAUAGCCACCAUACAAGUAUUCUAGGUGGGACAUUAGCCAAUUCACAUUCGUAUGCCUCUGGUCCAAAUACAGGCGGUCCUUCUAUUGGACCACCUCCUGUGAUUGCUAACAAAGGUCCUACGACCCAACCAGCUGUUAAUGAGGUCUAUUUAGUUUGGGAUGAUGAGGCAAUGUCCAUGGAGGAAAGAAGAAUGUCCUUAGCAAGGUAUCAGGUGCAUGAUGAAACUAGCCAGGUAAGUUACGACUACCUCUUUAAUAUUUGGAGUUGGUUUGCACAUCUAACCAGAUGGGUAGGCUUUAUGCUUGUGCUUUCAGAUACAGUUGUUUAUUCAAUGUUACCUAUUUAGAGAGGUAUUUACUGUAUGAAUUUCUGGGAUAAUUUUUCUUUAUCUAGAACCCCCCAGUUAGGAUAAGAUGUGUGCCUUUGAGUAUAUAUCUUCUGAAUUUCAAUCUCAUUGAUUGAGGGCAUGCUGGUCAUUUUACACUGCAAUUAUAUUGUUUGCAUAGCAAUGCCACCCAAUGUGUGGUUGUCUGAAGAUUCAAGGGGUGUGCAUGUUUAUUUCUGCUGGUAGUUUGUAAUUACUAUUUUGACAAGCUUGCUGGAAACAACUCAUGGAUUCUCCAUCCUUGCAUCAUUCACAGUUAAUGAGUGUAUGUAUUUACUGAUUUGAAAUUUGAAUUUGUGUUAUUUACUUGCCCUAUGCUUUGACUUCGAAGUGUGGGGGUUUGGGUGGAAACAAGAUGAUACCCAACAGAUUUUUUGCUCAUUCGUAGCAUCAUUUCAAUUUAUUUUUAUCGUUGAACAGUGAAUUCAGACUUGGCCCAGGUCAGCUUCUUUCGCGAAGUUUGGUAUCUUUUGCAUCGGACCAAGCUUUCAAAUAUCUGGUUUGUCAACCGAUUUAUUUAUAUCCACAGUUCAUAUGUUGAUCCUUUCUGUUGGUUGGUGCAUGUUUUCAGAUGAGUUCAAUCGAUGCAGCCAUUGACAGAAGGAUACUGGAAAGCAGGCUUGCUGGUCGAAUGGCAUUUUAGAUCAAUUAGUGGCCAUGAUAUACAUAGCUGGAUUUAACAGAAUUCACAUGGACUGCAAGUGGAUCCUCAUCAUAAUUGUCAUUGCUUGGAUCCUUCGGAGAACCAAUCCUGUAUGUUGUAUUGUUUGUGAGAAAGUGAGGUAGACGAGGGCCAUUCUUUAGCGUGUAACAAACAUCAGAUUCUGCUUCUUUAUUGUUUCUUUUUCUUAUGUUAAUUCAUCAAAAGUCUGUUAGGAUAUAGAUAUUGAGUUUGCCUAGACGCGCUGGUGCUGAAUUUUUUCAUUACGCCUUUUCUGGUCAACAUUGUAACUUAGAAUUGCUCAUUAUUUAUUUUGGUGAUAUCAGAAUUAAUUUCAUCGUUCAAGUUGAAA